AUGGAGUUCUUUCACUGUCAAAUCGAAAAGAUUUUCCUCACGCACGGCCAUCAUGAUCACUGCUCUGGUAUCGCCAAGCUGCUGAAUUCGAUCGGCGAAAUUCCCGUUUAUAUGAACCAGAACGAUUUCCAUCUAUUUAAAGGCGUUGUCGAGGAGGGCAAAACGCUCGGAUUGAAUAUUCCGAUGAAUUUUGUGAAUGACAAUGAUCUCGUCUCUGUGGGAACGCGCGAGGGACGCGUCAUCACCACGCCUGGACAUACACAGGGAUCCUGCUGCUAUCAGUUUGGAACCUUUUUGUUUACGGGAGACACGCUGUUCAAGAGAUCGAUCGGACGCACCGAUUUAGAAGGAGGCGAUUCACAGGCGAUCAUGGACUCCAUUCAGAAGAAAUUGUUCUUGCUGCCCUACGCCACUACAGUGCUGUGCGGCCACGGACCCAUCACUACUCUGGCGGAGGAAAUGGCAAAGAAUCCGUAUGUGGGUUUAGGAAACUGGAGUGUUUGUUAUAUAUACCAUAAAAAGAAGCUGGAAGUAACGAGCACGUUUGCCCGAGUGGUCUAA
This is a messenger RNA of Blastocystis hominis, 561 nucleotides long. RefSeq lists its product as hypothetical. The coding region runs from base 1 to 561 and encodes 186 amino acids. The record is from RefSeq and is a predicted model, not a curated record. The transcript has 3 exons. NCBI's taxonomy places the organism in Eukaryota, Bigyra, Opalinata, Blastocystidae.